Molecule: messenger RNA, 663 nt
Organism: Rotaria sordida
Lineage: Eukaryota; Metazoa; Rotifera; Eurotatoria; Philodinida; Philodinidae
Source: the annotation of a GenBank genome assembly
AUGAGUUCUUUUUAUAGUAAAACUAAUUUACCAUCAAAUGAAGAUAUUCAAAAUACAUUCAAAGAUUUUAAAGAUAAUCAAAUUAUUUCUUGUAUUGAUUAUUUCGAAAAACGCAAACGUAGUCGAUGUCAUAUUUAUUCAUAUCCAUAUCAAUUGAAGCAUUAUGAUAAUAUAACAAAUAAUUUUCGAGAUGGAUUAUUUAAAUAUGUUUGUGAAGUAUCAUUAUAUGAUGAACAUCCUUUCGAACAUGAAUUUUUUCUUCGAAUUACUCAAUCAUUUCCAUUGUUGGAAACAUUAACUGUAAUUAAUGAGCAACGACAAAAUAAUAAACGAUUUAGAAAAUCAAAAAAUGAAAAUGAAGAUUUAUUAAUUGUUAAAUAUCCACAUCUUAUUCAACUUAAUCUUAGGGAAGCUCACACAGAUUAUCAUGAACAAUUUUUAUUUGAUACCAAAACAUGUUUAUCAAAUGAUGUUCAUAUUCGUAUGAAUUAUCGAUUAGCGAAAAAAGUAACACGCUAUUUUAGAAGAAAUACAAGUCGAAAUAAUUGCGCCAAAUUAAGUUAUAUUUUGUUUUACAAGAAAUCAAAAUUUCCUGAACAUUUAAAAGACUAUUUCCCUCAUGCAACAUAUAUUCUGAUUAUCAUCAUUUCAUCAUUUAAAUAA